UGAGUCACGGCGGGAUGUAUAAAUGAGGUUGAGUACCUGCCUGCUGUAGGAUUUCUGCCAUUUCCAGCGUCCUUGGGAUUUCUGUAGCUGCGAGGAAAGAGUAGAGAGGCUCGCCGGGAUAUGCUUCUACCCUGUGCAUUGCUGGCCGCUCUCCUGGCUGCCGGCCACGCAGCCAACCCUUGCUGCUCCCUCCCGUGUCAGAACAGAGGUGUGUGCAUGACAACAGGAUUUGAUCGGUAUGAAUGUGACUGCACAAGGACUGGCUAUUAUGGGGAAAACUGUACGACACCGGAAUUCUUCACGUGGCUGAAACUAACACUGAAACCUACGCCAAAUACUGUCCACUACAUUCUCACUCACUUCAAAGGAGUCUGGAACAUCAUCAACAAUAUUUCCUUCUUACGAGAUACUAUUAUGAGAUACGUGUUGACGUCAAGAUCACACUUGAUUGACAGCCCACCAACAUACAAUAGUGACUAUAAUUACAAAUCCUGGGAAGCUUAUUCCAAUCUUUCCUAUUACACAAGAAGCCUUCCACCAAUAGGACAUGACUGUCCAACACCGAUGGGUGUUAAAGGUAAGAAAGAGCUCCCAGAUUCAAAGCUGAUUGUGGAGAAAUUCUUGCUGCGAAGAAAAUUUAUUCCUGACCCACAAGGCACAAACGUGAUGUUCGCUUUCUUUGCCCAGCAUUUCACCCACCAGUUCUUCAAGACAGACCAUAAGAAAGGACCUGGCUUCACUAAAGCUUAUGGCCAUGGGGUUGACUUGAACCACAUUUAUGGAGAGACCCUGGAGAGACAACUUAAGUUAAGACUUCGCAAGGAUGGAAAACUAAAGUACCAGAUGAUUAAUGGAGAAAUGUAUCCACCAACUGUAAAGGACACUCAAGCAGAGAUGAUCUACCCUCCUCAUGUUCCUGAGCACCUACAGUUUUCUGUUGGGCAGGAGGUGUUUGGCUUGGUCCCAGGCUUAAUGAUGUAUGCAACAAUAUGGCUGAGAGAACACAAUAGAGUCUGUGACAUCUUGAAACAGGAGCAUCCAGAGUGGGAUGAUGAGCAGCUAUUUCAGACUACAAGACUCAUAUUGAUAGGAGAAACGAUCAAGAUAGUUAUUGAAGAUUACGUGCAGCACUUGAGUGGCUACCACUUCAAACUGAAGUUUGAUCCUGAGCUUCUGUUCAACCAGCGUUUUCAAUACCAGAACCGAAUUGCAGCUGAAUUCAAUACUCUGUACCACUGGCACCCACUUCUGCCUGACACUUUUCAGAUCCAUGACCAGGAGUACACUUUCCAGCAGUUCCUCUACAACAACUCCAUAAUGCUGGAACAUGGUCUUUCCCAUAUGGUGAAAUCUUUCUCCAAGCAAAGUGCUGGCAGGGUUGCUGGUGGGAAAAAUGUUCCAGCUGCAGUACAGAAAGUAGCAAAGGCUUCAAUUGACCAAAGUAGACAAAUGAGAUACCAGUCCUUGAAUGAGUACAGGAAACGCUUCAUGUUGAAACCAUUCAAAUCAUUUGAGGAACUUACAGGAGAAAAAGAAAUGGCUGCUGAACUAGAAGAACUUUAUGGAGACAUAGAUGCUAUGGAACUGUAUCCCGGCCUUCUUGUAGAAAAGCCACGACCAGGUGCCAUCUUUGGUGAAACAAUGGUAGAAAUUGGUGCACCGUUCUCUCUGAAAGGACUGAUGGGAAAUACAAUAUGCUCCCCUGAGUACUGGAAGCCAAGCACCUUUGGUGGAAAAGUGGGGUUUGAAAUAAUCAAUACUGCCUCCUUACAGAAGCUCAUCUGCAACAAUGUGAAAGGCUGUCCUUUCACUGCUUUCCAUGUCUUAAAUCCUGAACCCACGGAGGCAACCAUUAAUGUUAGUACCUCAAACACAGCAAUGGAAGAUAUCAACCCCACACUGCUACUGAAAGAGCGAUCUGCUGAGUUGUAAAUUAGCCAUCUAAUUUAUUUAUUUAUCUAAGUUAUUCUAUUUAUAGCUCUAGUAUUUAGAAAACAAAAAGCAACCCUCUGCAUCCUCACUUUGAGGGUUGCCCUAGAUUCCUUACUCAGGUAAGGCUUCAUUUUAGAAAAAGGGAUUUUCUGCAUUUCUGUUCUGCAGUAGUGAAUCCCUUGUUUAAAGCCUUCUGUAGCAGAACUACGUAUUCCAAAAUGGACCAAAUUCCAGGUUUUUUUUUUACUUGUUUUAAUACUUGACAAAAGGGUGUUAGGGUUGUUGUUUGUUUGUUUGUUGUUUUGUCUUCUCACUUUGAUAGGUCACAUAACACUAAAAAAUCAAGUUAUUGCCUCAGCAAUUUUUUAAACUUGAAAAUAGACCUUCAAACUAAAAAAUGAGAAUUUGAUUUAAUGAAAACUGCCAAAAGAGAUUCUGAGUUCUGUAUGAGCAAUCCAAGAUUAACAAAUACCUUUGAGACUUGCUUGUUUAUAGUCAGAAAAUGCAUUGCAUUUAUCAAUGACACUACCUCUCCCUCAUGCAAAUAAGGCACUUUGUAUAGUAAUUUACAUGAUUGGGUUUUUUUUGUAAGUCUGUCCUUUUGUGUGGCAUUACAUUUCUUCAUUUUUUUAAUUUAAUUAUUAAUUUAAUUAUUUAAUGAUUAUAAUAGAGCUUGUCUAUUACUUGUUUUCGAAGCAUGUCACUGAAGUAUUAUUUAUGAGAUGAUGUUAACAGUGGUACUGAGCUUAGAUAUGACUGUCAGGCAAGAAAACAAGGCUGCUUGUAUAUCAGUAGACAUUUUAUUUUGUGAGUUUGGGGGAGAUCUUAAAGUUUAUUAUUAGUAUACUAUAAUACUAAUUAUUAUUAGUAUUAGUGUGUGUGGGGGGGCAGGGUUCUUGUUGGUUUUUAUUUUUGUAGCUAUAAUUCUCUGGUCAAUCUAAAUUCUCUAAAUGAUAUAAAUCUGUCAUUCUAAAUAAAACUAUACAUUUCUUUUGUCCCUAGGGACAUGACUGUGAUAUAGGUUUAUUUAGCCAAACUGAAAUUUAUUGGGGAAUAAUUUAGGAAAUUAAAAAUUGUGACACCAUGUAAACAAAAGCAGUACUGACUUCAAGGCACCAAGGCUUUGUUAGUCAAAGUCUGUAUAAAUAGAGCUCUAACUCGUGACUAUAAACUGUUUAUUGGGUUGGGGGGGGAGGUUAAUGUUUUAUUUAUUAAAGUAUAAACAAAGGCAUUUUAAAGGAGUGACUUAAGCUCUAAGGAGAAAAAAAAAUAAUAGCUAGCUAAGCACAAAAUAUCCCAGACGCAUUUGUCCUGGUCUAGUACUAAUCUAGUCUUACUGGGGCACGUAAGAACUUAAGUGAGAUCUUGUACCAGCUCUUCAACCUUUGCCUAUAAGGGUAUCUUUUUUUAAUUUCUAGAGAGGAAAUGUAGAAGAUGAUCUUCCCAUAAAAUCAGCUGGGGAACUGUAGAUAAAAAGAAUGUUACUUCAGACUGGAGUAGAGCAGCAACCUGGUAUUCUGUGCCCCCAGCCAAAAUUCCUUGGCUACUUGUGGAAAAGGACUUGUUUUAUAUUUUCAUCUGAAUCUCUUGAAUGCUUGUAGAGGCUUGUGAUGUGGUACUAGUAUAGUUUGAUUGUGAUUUCUGUAUUUCUUUUGAUUUGUUUAAAUAUGCUGAUUAUGUUCUACAUUGUGAACUUGUAACUGGUAGCACAAAUGGCUGAUUCCAGAUCUCCCACAGCAGUUGAUACCAGUGACUGAUUUUGGUAUAAAUGCUUUGGGAAAUGGAAGGGUGCUUUGUUUUUAUAUUUGAGGCACAAAGAAGGAAGAAAAUUCAAUAACCUCAUACAAAAAAGAGGCCAGUACUGUGUUCAAUUAAUGAAAAUUACUUAAUUAAAAGUUAAGCUUGUAGCUGUCAUUCAGACCACUUUUGGAACACACUUUGGGGCACUUACAUACCAUUUGCAAGGAAAACUGUAUGGCUUAAAAUCAAAGGAAGACGAGUCUGGGCAGGUUUAGUUAUUUUGAGGUAGGUAAAAAAGAAUUCAUGAAAAUAAGUUCAUUUCAGCUGAGUCCUUACAAGCUGCUUUGGAAAGGAAUCCAGUUUGCUCUACACUUUGUUCUCUGAAGCUGUGUUUUAACGCUUUCUGUCACCCAACCUGCUGGGCUUGGCUGGGUUCAAGUUGCUCGUGAUAAAUGUGUAUGUUUGAGAUUAUUUAUUUAAAAUUCUGUGAAUUGUUUUUCACUCUAUUUUUAUAGGUCAAGAAUGGGGUUUUUUUAAAUGCAAUUGUUUAUAUAAAUAAACUGAAAACAUUAUAUUGA
Molecule: messenger RNA, 4250 nt
Organism: Coturnix japonica (Japanese quail)
Lineage: Eukaryota; Metazoa; Chordata; Aves; Galliformes; Phasianidae
Gene: PTGS2
Product: prostaglandin-endoperoxide synthase 2
Biological process (GO): cyclooxygenase pathway; response to oxidative stress
Cellular component (GO): neuron projection; cytoplasm
Molecular function (GO): oxidoreductase activity, acting on single donors with incorporation of molecular oxygen, incorporation of two atoms of oxygen; prostaglandin-endoperoxide synthase activity; heme binding
Source: RefSeq, a predicted model, not a curated record